AUGCAAGCAGAUUAAUAUAGAUAUCAGCCAGCCUCAAGAUUUGCCUAAAGUAUUGAGGAAAUAUACAGAAGAACCAACAAAAAUUUGAAUACUGGCAUUUAUACGAACUCAGGCAAUGACUUCUACAGAAUAGAUAGUUCAAACAUAAACUCAUCUAAACGCAUUGAUGAUUAUAGCUAUCAGCAGUAUCAACAGCCUUCGAUAUCGUCUUAAUAAGCGAGAACUGCAGCUAUUGCAUUUUAUCCGGGAUCUAACUAAUAGGCAUUUAAGCCAUCAAGCAGUAAUGGCUUCUCCUCAAAUGCAAAUAGCAUUCAGAUGAUCCCUCAAUCUCACCAAGGGUAUCCUAUUAAUAAUUAAAAAACUAUUUAUGUGAGAUCCAAUGAUGGUGCAGGAAAUGGUACAAUUGAUCAUAAUGCACCUGAAGAGUUUGAUUUUGGUACAAUAGGCGAGGAUAUUGAAGCACAUUAUGUAUAAGCAAAUUAGCUAUAAUCUAGGGGUAGGAGUCUUAAUUCGAGAAUAUAGGCACCUUCAUAGUUGCUUAGAACAAUAGACGAUGGAGUUAAUAUGCAUAGAGAUAUAAUAAAAAAUCAGAGAACUGUAUUUGAUGAUGAAAUAGAAGAGAGGUAAAGGAUUUUUGAGGAUGAAAUCAUUAAGAGAAUCAAAAUCAUACAGAAUUUUGUGAAAAAUCUAGAUGCUAAAUUCACUAAGUUCAGGGAAAGAGCAGCCAAGCGUAGAAAUGAAGAUAAUCAACCUGAAAAAUUGUCUACUCUUAACAAUAUGAAAUCACCGCAAAACUUUGGAUCCCUUUCUUAAAAUGAUAUAAAAGAUCUCAUUAAAUGGGAAAUUGAAGCGUUGGAAAAGAAAACAGAAGAUAGAGUAUCAAAGAUUGAGUAAAAUAACAAGCUAACUAAAAAGAAGACAGAAGACGAGAUUAACAUAGUGAGGGAGGAGACUCAGAAUGAAUUUGAAAAUAUAAAACAGUAGUUUGAAGAUUUUGGGAAUAGUAUUUAUGAUAGAGUUACUAAUGAUUUACUUUCACAAAUUUAGCAAGAGAUUAAGAGUUAAUCCAAUUAACUACAAACUAGCCUUAGGGAAGAAGCAAACUCUAUAGUUAUGGCUGGAUUGACUUAAAAUGAUAAGAAGAUCAUGGGAGUAGAGGCUUAAUUAGAAGACAUUAAGAUAUCUUAGGAGUAGUCAGUAGAAGAGCUAAGCAAGUAUCAAGAUGGGUUAGAAUAACUAAUGGAUCAAAAUAAAUUUUAACUCUAGGACAAUAUCAAUAAUGUAAAAGGUGAAUUUGAAAAAUUUAAGCAAUAAAUCAAGAAAGAUAUUAAGAAAGAAAUAGAUGAUUGUAGAUUCGUAAAAGAUGAUGAAUUUCAAGAAUAAAUUGAUCAUAUGAGAUAGUAGAUACAGUUCCUGUAAGCUAGUAAAAAUACAGCUAGUAAUCAAAGUGAUGAAUUGAAGCAGAAUAAAAUUGACUAGGAGGAACUUUAUCGAUUAGAAAAAAAGCUUAGCUAAAAAAUAUAAGAUAUUGAUUAGAAGUUUAGUAAUUAAGAUUUAGAUCUUGCAGACAAGAAUGAUCUCAAUAACUUGCAAGCAAACAUCAUGCAGAAAAUCUCUGAGCUUGAUAAGAAAUAUUAAAAUAUAUAGGAGCUAUAGCUAGAUUAGAAGAAUUCUUACAAAAAAGACUUUUAGCAGCAAGAGAAAGUAAAUGAAUAAAAACUAUAAGAUUUUGAUAGAAGACUUACCAAUUUACAAUUGUAGUUAGAAAACAAUAAGUUUAACUUAUAAAAUGCUCCAUCAACUAAUGCACCUUCUCUUAUUUUACAAAAUUAGAGUGUACAGCCAGAGUUUAAAAACAGCAUUCCAGUAGAAAUAAAAACUUCAAAUAAAAAUCAAUUCGAUUUCGGAUAUGUUGAACCUGUCCAGCAAUUUGAAGAAAUUGAUGAUGAUUGGCUUAAUCCAGGAAACAAGUAAUAAAAGCUAGAGCCAGAAAUAAAGAAAGCUGAACCAUAAGUUAUGCAUAGAAAUGUAAACAAAUAGAAAGGAGUUGGAUCAGCCAAUCCAUCAAUAAUGUAAGUAUAGCAGUAGAAAUAAACAAUAGAGCAAAUACCUUAGAUAGAUGAAGUACAACCAAUAAAAAGCCUUGAUGAAGAUUAUCAUGAUGAUUGGAUGAAACCUAAGCCUUAACCAGUAAUAGAGCUAGGAUCACAAAAAUAGGUUCCAGAAGAAAAGAAAAAAGUUCAAAAUUUUUGGGAUGAUCCUGAGGAAAUCGAUGAUAUUUAAUAAAUUGAUGAAUAUGAAGAUGAAUUAUUCGAUCCAUAUGUAAAGCCAAAGGAUGAACCUGAAGUCUUUAAGAAAAAUGAACCAUUAAAAGAUAAGAUACUAUAAUAGCAGCCAUAGAUAAUCCCUGAUAAAGCUUAGGCGAAAAAGUCACCAAUCGACUAUGGAUAAUUAAACAAGUCAGAAGAAAUCGUAUCUUUUGAGGAGGCGAUGUAAAAUGUAAGUUGGGAUGAAUAUGCUAAUGUCCAAGAGAACGUGGAAUUAUAUAUCGAUAAUUUUAUUGAGUAUCAAGUUGAAAGGCUAAUGAAAGAUUAUGGCAAAUAAAAUCCUAAGGUAUAGAGACUAAUAGACGAGUCAGUAUUUAGUUAUCUUUGA
Stylonychia lemnae is the source of this 2655-nucleotide messenger RNA. The record is from the annotation of a GenBank genome assembly. Lineage: Eukaryota; Ciliophora; Spirotrichea; Sporadotrichida; Oxytrichidae.